Solanum verrucosum is the source of this 969-nucleotide messenger RNA. Its product is annotated as chitin-binding lectin 1-like. NCBI's taxonomy places the organism in Eukaryota, Viridiplantae, Streptophyta, Magnoliopsida, Solanales, Solanaceae. Bases 1 to 819 code for a protein of 272 amino acids. Gene Ontology annotation, molecular function: chitin binding. The record is from RefSeq and is a predicted model, not a curated record. The transcript has a single exon.
AUGAAAGAGACCGCAAUUAGCCUUUUAUUAGCUCUACUGACUUUGUUCCUCCUUGAGGUGGUCUCAGCCAAUGAGCUAUCUCUUCCCUUUCAUCUCCCAAUCAAUGAAACCUUUCAAGGUAUUAAUAAUGCAUCAGCCGGAUACCAGGGACGAUGUGGAAUGCAAGGUCAUGGCGGAAAAUGUCCUACUGGACUCUGUUGUAGUAUAUGGGGUUGGUGUGGAACAACAUCAGACUAUUGUGCUCCUAAAAACUGUCAGAGACAAUGUCCAGCCCAGUACCCAGAGGGACGAUGCGGAUGGCAAGCUGAUGGUAAAUCAUGUCCUACUGCUACUGGUCAAUGUUGUAGUAUAUGGGGUUGGUGUGGGACCACACCAGAUUAUUGUGCUCCUGAAAACUGUCAAAGCCACUGUAAAUUACCCUCACCUCCUCCUCCACCUCCAUCCCCACCCCCACCUCCACCCGCACUUCCAUACCCACAAUGUGGAAUUAAAAAGGGUGGCGGGAAAUGUAUUAAAACAGGAGAGUGUUGUAGUAUAUGGGGUUGGUGUGGAACCACAAACGAGUAUUGUUCUCCUGGAUAUUGUCAGAAACAAUGUCCAGGUCCAUACCCACAGGGACGAUGCGGAUGGCAAGCUAAUGGUAAAUCAUGUCCUACUGGUACUGGACAGUGUUGUAGUAACGGUGGUUGGUGUGGGACCACAUUCGGUUAUUGCGCUUCUCAACACUGUCAAAGCCAAUGCAACACUACUACUACUCUAACCUCAUCCCUCAAGAAUCGUAUGAGAGGUAUUGGAAGUUUCAUGCUCAACAUUGUCUAGAUGCUACUUCCCAAAUACUAGCUACAGGAUGUACUUUUACUCCUCUUUUGGGACUGGACAAGUGAACGAAUAUUAUUAAUGUGUGUAAUAAUUAAUGCAUAUAAAAUGCAUUAAGAAAUAAUAUAAUACUAAAUAAAGACCUUUUGUCUA